AUGUCACGCGGAAGCAGUGCCGGAUUCGAUCGCCACAUAACAAUCUUUUCCCCGGAAGGACGUCUCUACCAAGUUGAAUAUGCCUUCAAGGCUAUCAAUCAGGAAGGCCUCACGUCGAUCGCACUGAAAGGAAAAGACUGUGCGGUUGUCGCCACGCAGAAGAAGAUCCCAGACAAGCUCAUCGACCCCGCCACUGUGACCCAUCUGUAUCGUAUUACUCGAGAGAUUGGUUGUGUCAUGACCGGUCGCAUAGCAGAUAGCCGAUCGCAGGUGCAGCGAGCGCGUUAUGAAGCGGCUAAUUGGCGGUACAAAUAUGGCUACGAGAUUCCGGUCGAUGUGUUGUGUCGUCGGAUGGCGGACAUUUCUCAGGUCUAUACGCAAAACGCUGAAAUGCGUCCGCUCGGUUGCAGCAUUGUCAUGAUUGCAUAUGAUAGCGAGAAUGGGCCGGCCGUGUACAAAACCGAUCCAGCUGGAUAUUACUGCGGCUACCAUGCCAUUUCGGUUGGCGUGAAGCAGACUGAGGCCAACAGUUACUUGGAAAAGAAAUUGAAGCGCAAAGCGGAACUAGGUGAGGAGGAGGCAAUCCAGUUAGCUAUCACCUGCCUUUCCACAGUAUUGGCGGUUGAUUUCAAACCCACUGAGAUAGAGAUCGGCAUCGUAAGCAAGGAGAAACCUGAUUUCCGUACUCUAACCGAGGAAGAAAUCGAGGUUCAUUUGACGGCCAUUGCCGAGAAGGAUUAAGCAACAUGCCGUUUUUUCAUUUGAAAAAUAACAUUAACGUACGGUUGCUGGAUCUUUCAUUCGUAUCUUUCUU
Messenger RNA from Anopheles nili, 814 nucleotides. Its product is annotated as proteasome subunit alpha type-6-like. Bases 1 to 741 code for a protein of 246 amino acids. The record is from RefSeq and is a predicted model, not a curated record. The transcript has 2 exons. Gene Ontology annotation, cellular component: proteasome core complex; proteasome core complex, alpha-subunit complex; nucleus. Lineage: Eukaryota; Metazoa; Arthropoda; Insecta; Diptera; Culicidae. Gene Ontology annotation, biological process: ubiquitin-dependent protein catabolic process.